Paramecium pentaurelia is the source of this 1636-nucleotide messenger RNA. NCBI's taxonomy places the organism in Eukaryota, Ciliophora, Oligohymenophorea, Peniculida, Parameciidae. The record is from the annotation of a GenBank genome assembly.
AUGAUUGAUUUAAUUGAAUAAUAUAGAACAGAAGAUAUUAAGCGAUUAUCAUAAUUGUUUAAUAAGCCUAUCACUUAGAGACUUAUGGAAGAUUAUUAUAAACAGAAUGAAAAGGCUAUUGAAUUUUAUUAAGAGUAGAAUAGGCUUUAUUUAAAAAUUGAAGGAAUGUAAGAGUGUGGAGUUUAACCAAAAGAGUUGAUUGAGUUAUAAAUGAGGAAUGAAGAGUUGGAAAGAUAAAAUAGAGAUUUGUAUACAGAAGUUUAAGAAACAUCUAAAUAAUUAAGACAUUUGAAAGAAUAGAGUGAAUUAUAAUAAUAAUGUAUAAAGAAUUUAGAAGUUGAAAAAGUAGAAUCAUAAAAUAAGAUUUAAAAACUUGAAGACAUUCUAGAACAAAAGAAUAAAGAUAUAAGAGAAAUAGUUGAGAGCAGAGAUAAAUUAAUUGUAGAAAUUGAAUAAUUAACAAUUGUGAGAAGUUAAUUAGAAGAAAUGAUGUUGAGAGAAAAGAUGAAAAUUUUAGAAUAAUUAAAUGAAAUAAAUGAAUUGAAUGAAAGUGUAUAAAGAUAAAAAAGAGUAUUAGAAUAGGAUUAAGAUAGAUUUAAUAAAUAAUAUAAAGAUAUUUAGACUUAAGGUAAAUUUUAAACUUUAGCUCCUUUGGCAACAGAAUAAUAAUUAGCAAAGAAUGCAUUCUUAGAUGAUAUACCUUAAAUGGUUGUAAGAAGGUUAAAUAAGUUUCAUAAUGUAGAAAUUUAUGCUAUUGCAUAAAAUUUAAAUGGUACUUUGGUUGCUACUUGUGGAGGAGAUAGAACAAUUAGAUUAUAUGAUCCAUUUAAUUUAACUUAGGUUUCAUAAUAUUAGACAUCUUCUGAUGAAGUUUUUACUAGUAUUGAAUUUUCACCGUCUUAAGAUUGUAUUCUAGUAUCUUCAACAGAUAAUUCUUGUUAAUUAUUUUAUAUGUAAUAAUGGAAGUAGAAAAUGAGAGGAAUUGGACACGUUGAUUAAGUUACUUGUUCAACAUUUUUAGGUGGAGAUAAAGAUUCUUGUGUUUCUGGAUCUAAAGAUAGAUAAAUAAAGUUAUGGAAUAUUAAUAAUGCAUUUUGUACUAGAACUUUAUCAACUGGGAGUUAAGUAUUAUCAAUAAUUAGUGAACAUAAUGUACCUGUUAUUAUUUCAGGACAUAGAGAUGGAUCAAUUAGAGGAUAUUCAUUAAAAAGUGAUCCAAAACCUAUUUUUUAAGAGAAAUCCUUUUUUGAUGAUUCAGUUACAUCUUUAUGUAUUUCAUAAGAUAAUCAUACAUUGUUAUGUUGUUCAAAGGAAGGAUACUAUAUUAAGUCUUAUGAUUUGAGAAUGAAUAAAUUAUUGAAGACUUAUGAACAUGAUAAAUAUAUGAAUAGUCAUGAUCAUAAUAUGAUUUCAUUUGGACCAGAUGAGAAGUAUAUUAUUGCUGGAAAUUGUAUUAUUAUUUAUUUUAUAUUAUAUAGCUGAUAGCAGUCUGAUUUCUUGGAAUAUUAAUGGUAGAUUUCAUAAGUAAUUAACAAAGGGUCAACAUGAAGGAGUUGUUCUAUGUGUAUCAUUUCAUCCAGUAUCUGGACAAAUGUAUUCUGCAGAUACUCGUGGCAAUUUAGUAAUUUGGAAAUGA